UGCUUCUGCAUAACCUCAACUUUAUUAAUGUUAUGUUGUGUUACAGUUUAUUUACAGUUAUUAAUUGAACUAAUACAUAAAGUUUUAUUUUGACGAUAAAAAUGGUGUGUGACGAUACGUUGAAAAUUAGGAACUUUCCAAAAGAACUUACGAAUGCCGAAAAAGAAGAUCUUUUGAGACAUUUCGGAGCUAGUGAUAUCAAGAUUAUUACAUCAAAAGCGAAGCAAAAAUCGGUGGUAUUUGCAAAAUUUAGCUCUAAAGAAGUUGCAAAAAAUGUCUUACUUCGAUUACACCAACUUAACGUUUUAAAUUCGAGACUCGUCGUUGAAUAUGCUGAACAUGAUAUCGCCGGAAAAACUCAAAAUCCUAACAUUGAACUCAGUAAAACGACAGAACAUAAUUCCAAGAAGUACCUGCAAUCAUUUAUAAACAAACUUAACGCCUUUAACAAUUCAGUAAGUUUUUAUCAGCCACCUGCUUCACAUUUAAAAUAUGUCUAUCCUAAACCUAAUCGAGCAACAAUCAACAACAUAGCCCAUGCUCUUGCAUCCAUUCCAAAAUUUUAUACUCAAGUACUACAUCUAAUGAACAGAAUGAACUUGCCACCGCCAUUUUCUGACGUUCCAGACCCACCUCAAGUACGACAACCUAUUGUGCAUCCUGUUGUUCAAAAUAAAACAGAGUUAUCAGAACAAAAUGUUAGAGAAGAAUCUUCUGAAUCAGAAAUUGAAAGUGACCCUGAGUGUAGUAAUCAAAAUAAGGGCAUUAUACCAGAAAAAAGAAAAAUGCCUCAAAAAAAAACUGUGAAGAGACCCAAGUUUAUUAAACCAAAUGUUGCUGUAACACCUUCAAGCAAUAAGUCUGUAGGAAAAGCAGAAGAUGUCUUUGAAAGAAUUGAAAUACAGUCAAGAAAAAUAGAGGUGAAAGUUUCAUCUGAUAAUUUUGAUAUACCUCAACCAAAGCCAGAGGUCACUGAAAAAGAAGAAGAUAUAGAAGAAACAGUAGAAACACCUAAAUCGGACAUGAUUACUGAGGAAGAACUUAAUGCCAAUAGAAUACCAGCCAAAGAUCUUGGAGUUGUGCCAGUUUAUAAGAACUACCAUUGUGGGGCCCCAAGUUCUAGACUUUAUAUUAAAAAUAUUGCAAAAAAUGUUGAAGAAAAAGACUUGGAGUAUAUUUACAAACGUUAUUGUGUUGAAGACAACAAUAAGGAAAGUACUUUCGAUAUAAAAUUAAUGAAGGAAGGAAGAAUGAAAGGUCAAGCAUUUGUAACAUUAAACAGUGUGCAAACAGCUCAGAGGGCAUUAAAAGAAACAAACGGAUUUAUUUUAAAAGAUAAACCAUUAGUUGUAGUAUAUGCACGAUCGGCAACAACCACAAAUAAAAAGUAACUUGAAUGUAUGAGUGAAUUGAUUAAUAAUUGUAAAUACAUAUAAUAAUAAACAAGAAAUGAAAUGCUUA
Messenger RNA from Agrilus planipennis (emerald ash borer), 1461 nucleotides. Its product is annotated as RNA-binding protein 40. Gene Ontology annotation, molecular function: U12 snRNA binding; pre-mRNA intronic binding; protein binding. The transcript has a single exon. Gene Ontology annotation, cellular component: U12-type spliceosomal complex. The record is from RefSeq and is a predicted model, not a curated record. The coding region runs from base 102 to 1391 and encodes 429 amino acids. NCBI's taxonomy places the organism in Eukaryota, Metazoa, Arthropoda, Insecta, Coleoptera, Buprestidae. Gene Ontology annotation, biological process: mRNA splicing, via spliceosome.